AUGACUGACGCGUACGACCAUCUUUAUAAACUGAUUCUUAUUGGGGACUCUGCAGUCGGUAAAUCAAACAUCCUCUCGAGGUUCACCAGCAACAAGUUCAAUGCAAGCUCGGCGGCGACCAUUGGGGUUGAGUUCACAACGAAAACCUUGACUGUCGAAGUUCAAGGAAAGAUGAUUUCGACGAGGCUCCAGUGCUGGGACACUGCCGGCCAGGAGCGCUACCGCUCGAUCACGUCUUCCUACUAUCGCGGAGCCCAUGGGUGUUUGCUCGUUUUUGAUGUCACAAAGCGCACAUCGUUUGAACACUGCACAGAGUGGUUGACGGAGCUUAGAAACGCGUCGGCAAACUCCACGGCCUGCAAAGUCAUCCUUGUCGGUAAUAAGGUCGAUCUCAGGCACUUGCGCGAGGUCACGACGGAGGAGGCGACGGCGUUUGCCCAGCAGCAAGGCCUUUCGUACAUUGAGACGUCUGCCUCAUCUGGCCACGGUAUCGAUGAUGCAUUCAAGCAGCUCGUUACUGAACUAGCCGUCGUCGAGCUGGCCAAUACAGCCGUAGCAGGGGCUCAGCGCCAGCUUCCGGUGGGAGUAGCCCCCAUCUCCCAGGUUAGUCUUAAUAAUGCAGCAAAGACUAAGCAAAAGAAGCGUUGCUGA
Molecule: messenger RNA, 651 nt
Organism: Giardia duodenalis
Lineage: Eukaryota; Fornicata; Diplomonadida; Hexamitidae
Product: Rab11
Exons: 1
Coding region: 1-651 (216 amino acids)
Cellular component (GO): endosome
Molecular function (GO): GTPase activity; GTP binding
Source: RefSeq, a predicted model, not a curated record